AUGUCUGGCAAAAAACGCGCUUCCCCCGGCGCAGACGUCGAGAAAAAUCCUCUGUCAAACGUCGAACUCAACAAUGAAGAUGCUCAAAAACUCCAAGACAUUCAAAAACAUAUCCAACGCGUUGAACUCGUUAUAGGUGAGCUUCACAGUGCACGGCCAGAAAGCCCAGAGAAAGCAGAACCACAAAUUAACAAUUUUCAAGAGCGCCUGGCUAUGGAAAAACUGAUACCGGUCUAUGAAAAGCGCCGUGCUGUUGCUAAAUCGAUAGAGAAAUUUUGGCCUGUGGCUCUUAUGAACAACAGCAUGAUCUCUUUUCAUGCACAACACACUAUUGAUCAACUUGCGCUGAGCUACCUUGAGGAUUUAUGGAUCGUUCGCGAUCCCAAGGAGCCACGAUGCUACACUAUCGAAUUCUUUUUCAAGCCAAACCCAUACUUCACUGACUCCGUCUUAAAAAAGGAAUACAAAUACAUAUCUCCACCCGCCGCGUCGGGCGACAAGCCUGAUGCAGAUGGUAUUACGGACUCCAUGCUCGACUUCUCCUGGGCCCGUGAUGUCCAGCCUUCCGCAACUCCUAUUCAUUGGAAGGACCCUGAGAAUGCCCUAACUAAACUCCACCCUCGUGUGGCUGAGGUGGAUGGGGAGGAUGACGAUAUGCCUGCAGAGGCAGGCAGCUUCUUCAACUUUUUUGAAAUCGCAGAUGACCCCUUUGAGAUUGGUGCACAAAUUGCCAAUGAGAUCUUCUCCGAGGCCACAGAUUACUUCAUGGGUAAUAUUGCUAAUGACGAGCUUGAUUCUGAGGAGGAGGACAGCGAAGAUGAUGAUGAUGACGCUGAAGAAAUUGAUUUGGAGAAACCAAGGGCGAAAAAGCAAAAGAAGGAAUAG
Molecule: messenger RNA, 885 nt
Organism: Suillus bovinus
Lineage: Eukaryota; Fungi; Basidiomycota; Agaricomycetes; Boletales; Suillaceae
Exons: 4
Coding region: 1-885 (294 amino acids)
Biological process (GO): nucleosome assembly
Cellular component (GO): nucleus
Source: RefSeq, a predicted model, not a curated record